Messenger RNA from Symbiodinium natans, 1641 nucleotides. The record is from the annotation of a GenBank genome assembly. Lineage: Eukaryota; Dinophyceae; Suessiales; Symbiodiniaceae.
AUGAUGGGCCCUGCUCUUGAUCUAGGAGUCAAUGUUAUCGUGUUCUUCACUCUGCUGAUGAUCGCCAUCUGCAUCUUCAGCGUUCCUAGCAAGCAGGCUUUGAAAGCCACCAGGAGAUCUGCCCAGCACAAGAGGCUGGCAUCGGACUUGGGGUACUCGACUCAAGACGGCCAAUCAACCCAGGCGCAGGACUCGCCACUAGAGAAGGGGCAGCGUUGCUUCGGCACUGUGCAGCGCUACUCCGAGCGAAAUGGCAUUGGCUUCAUCGCAUGUGCUGAGUGCAGGGCUGUUUAUGGUCGCGAUGUGCAGUUGUUUCAAGAAGAUUGGGAGGCUUUGGAGCUCAAAGUUGGAGCGGCUGUUAGUUUCCUUCUUUCCGUGGAAGAGCGCUUUCCAUGCCCGAAGGGGAGGAAGUCCUGGACAUGGCAGGUGAAUGGGGCUGCCUUCGGCAGUCUGUGUAACGACUUUAUGGAGCCGUCGGAGACUCUUGCAGCUCCGUCCGUGACCGCGGUGAAGAUUGCAUGUUUGCACAUGUUUGCCAGUUCCGCCCCUCCUUCGCCACCAGAUGUCGUCAAACAUGAUGUCGUCGAACAUGGUGCAAGGUUCUACGUGCUGGGGUCAGCACGACUGGGGCACCUCAGGGACUCCUCGGGCCUGGCUCGUCGGCUCACGAAGCAUGCGGAGCCACGGGCGCGCCACCAGCUCCAAGCGCGACUGCACGCAGAUGGGUACCUGUACCUGAGGAGCUUCUUGCCAUCGAGUACGGUUUGCGGAGCACGUUUGUCCCUGCUACGCCAAUUCCAACGUUCGGGCUUGUUGGCAGACGAAUGCCCACCUGGCCAGGCCCGAUGUGGAGCAUCCACACCAAGUGGGAGGCCCGAAGGCUUCUGUUCGGACGAGGUGUUGGCAGUCUUAAAUGACCCUGACUUGUUCAGUUUCCUCGAUGGCUUAUUUCAAGAUGUUGUGGAAGUGGUCUUCGAUGCCAACCUCCGUGGAAUACAACCUGGACAGAGCACUGGAUUCCACACCGAUUCUGUGUACAUGGGUAAGCUGAUGGUUCCUGACCGACCACCAAUCCUUGCAUGUUGGAUUGCGCUGAUGCCCAUCCCCUUGGAGUUGGGGGGUCUCGUCCUUUGCCGCGGCUCAAACUCUCAUCCAGGAUUCGGGCCUUUGCGCGGAACGUAUGGGAAGCUGGACUUGGAUGAGAGCGAUAUUGGUGGCACCGGUUGGUUCACGGAGGACCCCGAAGAAGUCACAAGAUUCGGUGGCUGUUGGGAGACUGCUGAGUAUGGACCAGGAGACGUUGUCAUCUUCACCAUGCACACUGUGCACGGCAGUUCUGUGAAUCGCACAGACUCUUGGCGCCUCUCCCUGGACUUCCGGGUGCAAUCCUCCCUGGCACCUCCUCCAGUGGUUUCCCAGAACAAGGGCAGGUGGUCCCGAUUGCGUCACAGUCGAGAGUUUCCGCGCAGUAUGGAAGAGGCAAAGGCUGCUUGGAACCUUGAGGCCAAGUCGUGCCCACCUUUAGUGCACACGAUGUGCGUGCUCCACCAAUCUCCACCACACACCGAACAUCAUUUGAUGCAUGACAUGGCCCCAUGGCCUGCCGGAGGCAGCUGCUGGCUUGAAGCGCCCCGCAGAUGA